Messenger RNA from Austrofundulus limnaeus, 2207 nucleotides. RefSeq names its product HtrA serine peptidase 1a (gene htra1a). Gene Ontology annotation, cellular component: extracellular region. The record is from RefSeq and is a predicted model, not a curated record. The transcript is spliced from 9 exons. Gene Ontology annotation, molecular function: protein binding; serine-type endopeptidase activity. Gene Ontology annotation, biological process: programmed cell death; proteolysis; positive regulation of apoptotic process. The coding region runs from base 164 to 1591 and encodes 475 amino acids. Lineage: Eukaryota; Metazoa; Chordata; Actinopteri; Cyprinodontiformes; Rivulidae.
AACGUGCGCAGAGUGGAUGCGCAGUGGUUCAGUUAAAUGCCUCUUCAGCUGGAAUGACGCCCCUCUUACUGCUCUGAGUUCUCUCAUCCUGCAGCACCGACAGCUGGGAUUUAACCUUUCUUUUUAUACUUUUAUUUUUUUAAACUUUCCUAUAGUUUGAGUCAUGUUUUGGUGCUUGUUCCUGUGCGCAAUGUUUGCGUCGUKGCCGGCUUACGCACAGCUCUCCGGCCGGUAUGUGGUGGGAUGUCCCUCUCAGUGCGACAAAUCGAUGUGUCCCCGGGUGCCGGCGGACUGCGCGGMGGGACAAACCCUCGACGCCUGCCACUGCUGCCCGGUGUGCGCCUCCAGCGAGGGGGAAGCCUGCGGCGGCGGCGGCAAGCUGGGGGACCCGGUGUGCGGAGAGGGGCUGGAGUGCUCGGUCUCCGGCGGGGUGGCCUACUCGGCCACGGUGAGGAGGAGAGGCAAGAGCGGGAUCUGCGUGUGCAAGACCACCGAGCCGGUGUGCGGGAGCGACGGGGUGUCCUACCGGAGCCUCUGCGAGCUGAAGAGGGUCAGCCGGCGCGCGCAGAAGCUGCAGCAGCCACCUGUUCUGUUCAUCCAGAGAGGUGCCUGCGGGAAAGCUCAGGACAAUCCAGACAGUCCAAGGCACAAAUACAACUUCAUCGCUGACGUGGUGGAGAAAAUCGCUCCGUCUGUGGUUCACAUUGAACUUUUCCGCAAGAUGACAUAUUCCAAGCGUGAGGUGGCUGUGGCCAGUGGUUCUGGUUUUGUUGUGUCAGAGGAUGGCCAGAUUGUGACCAAUGCCCACGUUGUGGCCAAUAAACACAGGGUGAAAGUGGAACUGAAGAGCGGCGCCUCCUACGAUGCCAAAAUCAAAGACGUGGAUGAAAAGUCGGACAUCGCUCUCAUCAAGAUCGAUGUACCGAACAAACUUCCAGUGUUGUUGCUGGGUCAUUCCUCAGACCUGAGACCAGGGGAGUUUGUGGUUGCUAUCGGCAGCCCGUUUUCCCUCCAGAACACCGUAACUACCGGCAUCGUCAGCACCACUCAGAGAGGCGGCAGAGAGCUUGGCCUUCGCAACUCUGACAUGGACUACAUUCAGACUGAUGCCAUUAUCAAUUAUGGCAACUCUGGAGGGCCUCUAGUUAAUCUGGAUGGCGAAGUGAUCGGGAUCAAUACGUUGAAAGUGACAGCGGGAAUUUCAUUUGCCAUCCCCUCAGACAAAAUUAGACAGUUUUUAGCUGAGUCAUAUGACAGACAGUCCAGAGGGAGAACAGACUCAAAGAAGAAAUAUAUUGGUGUGAGAAUGAUGACUCUCACUCCGGUUUUGGCAAAAGAGCUGAAGACUCGACAUCGUGACUUCCCAGACAUCACCUCGGGAGCGUAUGUUAUGGAAGUUAUAGCAAAGACACCAGCUGCAAUUGCUGGCCUUAAGGAGCAUGAUGUCAUCAUAUCCAUCAACGGCCAUCGGAUUUCGACAGCGACUGACGUCAGCGCCGCCAUUAAAAAAGAUGACACUUUGAAAGUUGUUGUUCGACGUGGCAACGAGGACGCCAUCCUCACUGUUGUUCCAAUGGAGGUUGAUCCAUGACUUGUUUUGAAUUGCACCGCAGGAGUUAGGUUGAACUCAUCACCAGUGGACCUUAUGUGGGAGGCGGAGCUUCGACUGACACGCCUUCCCUUCUGUGGCUGAAAGCCCAGAGAAGCCACACAUCCAGGAAAAUUCUGGCUUUGUCUUGAAACAAACGACUACAGGUGCUCUGAAAGCAUUGCUGUGCUUUGUUUUCACUUUUAGUCCUUAAUGCUUUUAUCAACGCUACUACUGUUUGCUCACAAACAUUAAAAUAUAUAUAUAUAUUUUAUUGAUUUUUUUAUUAUUAUUCCCCUGCUUUGUUGUUGCUCAAAAAGGACAAAAACAAAGCAGGGACUUGGGCUCAGUCAGGCCUUCAGCUUUGUAAGCCAUUUAGAUACUCUGAGAAAAUCUGAUUGUUUUGUAUUGUAUUUGUUGUUUCCUAGGUUCAUUUUUUUUUAAAAGUACUGUAGAAUUUUUUUUGUAAUUACGUGGUAUGUACUGGGACAAAAAAUAAAGGGGUUACUUACAUUUUUCACAUUAAUAUGCUACCCAUGUCCUAUUAUUUUCAUCUCAUUUCUCUGUUUUUUGUUCUCUUGUGGUAGCUCACUUUUGCCAAAAUAAAAAAAUAAACCAA